AUGCGAGGUAGCGUACAAGCCGUUCCGAGCACGUACUACAUCAACGGCAAUGCGUACUUUAGUGGCAAAACAGUACUGUACAAUUCAAAACGUAAUCCGAAUUUUCAAUCCUAUUUGGACCAUUUAACGGAGUCGAUACAGCCGUCGUUUGGGGCUGUGCGGAACAUUUACACCCCCGAUUCCGGACAUCGAGUGGCACGAUUUCAGGACCUGCAGCCUAAUGCCAAAUACGUGGUCGGCGGUUACGAAAUAUUCAGACCAUACAAGUAA
This is a messenger RNA of Lottia gigantea (owl limpet), 270 nucleotides long. RefSeq lists its product as hypothetical. Gene Ontology annotation, cellular component: microtubule organizing center; microtubule. Lineage: Eukaryota; Metazoa; Mollusca; Gastropoda; Lottiidae. Gene Ontology annotation, biological process: intracellular signal transduction. The coding region runs from base 1 to 270 and encodes 89 amino acids. The transcript has a single exon. The record is from RefSeq and is a predicted model, not a curated record.